Messenger RNA from Perca flavescens (yellow perch), 3185 nucleotides. RefSeq names its product ELM2 and SANT domain-containing protein 1. Bases 88 to 2439 code for a protein of 783 amino acids. The transcript has 12 exons. Gene Ontology annotation, molecular function: transcription corepressor activity. Gene Ontology annotation, cellular component: histone deacetylase complex; transcription regulator complex. Gene Ontology annotation, biological process: negative regulation of DNA-templated transcription; regulation of transcription by RNA polymerase II. Lineage: Eukaryota; Metazoa; Chordata; Actinopteri; Perciformes; Percidae. The record is from RefSeq and is a predicted model, not a curated record.
CAACAGCAGCAGCAACAGCAUCACCUUCAGUUGCAUCAACAGCAACAUCUGCAGCAACAGCAGCAUCACCAAAUCCAACAGCAUCAAAUGCAACAACAACAGCUGCAGCAAAUGCAGCAACAGUAUCACCAGCAACAGUUACAGGAGCGACAGCAACAAAUUCAGCAAAUGCAACAACAACAACAGCAGCAAGUGCAACAACAAAAUGUGCCACAGCAAGAAACGACACAACCACAGGUGCAACCAAACCAGCAACAAACUCCAAACUUUGUGAUUUUUCAGCCUCCUAAGCCUGGUCCACCUGACACAGUGCCUAAAGAGGAUGUCCAGUCAGUUGUGCCGCAGCAGGAACCAGAGGCCCAAACCAGUGACGCAUCACCCGUACCGGAUCCAUGCCCCGAAAAGGUAGCCACAAAUCCUGCAGAGCUUUCAGAUGCACUGCUGGCUGCCCCUCGGCGUUCACGUCGCCUUUCCAGGGAGGGACAGUCCCCACUGGGACCCCCUUCCACAAACCUUUGGUCUCAAGCAUCCAAAGAGCUUCCACCAUCCCAUAACGGAGUAGCAGGCACUCAGGCUGUUAAAGGAGGGGAAGUGACAACAGGAGGGGUCAUCCGUAGGAGAAGGAGAGCAUCUAAGGAGAUCAACUUGGAAACUCUGGCCCAGAAGGCUUCAGAAAUGGAGUCUCUGCCUGCUGAAAUGUUCAAGCAGGAAGAUGGUUCUUCAGGCAGACAGGCCAAUAUGGUGCCUCUGGUUAUCCCUGUGUCAGUGCCAGUGCACAGUAGGCAAGCAGAUCCUCACGGUGGCUGGACUCAGGGACGACUCGGCCAGGGUGAGCGGCCUGCAGGACAGUCCGAUCGCAAACCUGUCAUUGUGGCUCGUCGGCGAUCACUCAGAAACUCCAUGACCGAGAGUUUUGGCCAGGAUGGGGAAAACGAUCCCGGGCCGGACGAGGAUGGAAAAUCCAAAUUUAAGUACCGACCUCGUCCCGAGCCUCUCAUCAUCCCUCCGCACAAACCAUCCACCUUCAUCCCUCCAUCCCUCUACUCCAGCAUCUCCUCCUACCAGAGCAACCUGCGCUCUCCAGUCCGCCUGCCGGACAAACCCCUCACACUGCCCCCGUACACGCCUCCACCCAUCCUGUCUCCUGUGCGCGAGGGCUCGGGACUCUACUUCUCCACCUUCCUGACCAACAUCGCCGUAAGCAACCAAAUCCUGCCACCGCCACCUGCGCCCAAAUCUGCGACACGCAGUCUGUUGCGCUCCACAAGUUCAGAAAUCACACCUCCUGUUCUGUCCUUGAUCACCGAUGCCGCACCUGCUAGCCUUGAACCACGUAUAAACAUUGGGCAAAAAUACCAGGCAGAAAUUCCUGAGUUGCAGGAUCAACCUUCCUCCCAGUUUGACCUGCACAAGGCUGACUUGGUUUGGAUCCCUAUGGAGGACUCCCACCUCAAACACGGUGACCAAGAGAGCAUGGAGGAUUUGCUGAACAUGGCUUGUUGCAGUGUGCUCAGGGGCGGAGGAACCAACCAGGAGCUGGUUUUACACUGUUUACACGAAUGCGGAGGUGAUUUCCUUGAAACACUGGGACGUUUGAUGCUUCAGGACCCAGUUUUCCCCAAUGGUCAUCACCUGGCAGGUUAUCACUACUCAGGCUCUGACUGCUGGACUGCAGAAGAGAAGUGCUACUUCAAUAAGGGCAUCUCUGCCUACAGGAAGGACUUCUUCAUGGUGCAGAAAUUGGUGCAGACCAAGACUGUGGCUCAGUGUGUGGAGUUCUACUACACAUACAAGAAACAGGUGAAGAUCGGACGCCACGGGAUUUUAACCUUUGGCCCGCCAGAUUCACCAGGGGAGAAGCCCACAGAUGUUGUGGUGGACAUUAAGAGUUCACAGCAGACAAAAAUGACUCAAGGAGAGAUGGAUGGAGAUGAAAAUAAGGAUGUUUCUUACGAGAGCAGCCAGCGGGCAAGGGUUGCUCAGUCACUACAGGCUCACGACUAUGCAGGGACAUUACCAGUGAUGAAAGAGCCACACUCUUUGAAUAAGGAGGCUCACCACCCGGCAGCACCUCACAGGCCUCGGGCUGAGCCUGCAGCAAAGAGGAGCAAAGCUCCAGCGAAGCCCCCACCGGAUCCUGACGCAGAAUUUCCGUGCAAGAAAUGUGGCAGGGUGUUUUAUAAAGUGAAGAGUCGAAGUGCCCACAUGAAGAGUCAUGCGGAGCAGGAGAAGAAGGCUGCAGCGCUGCGUCAGAAAGAGGAGGAGGAGCAGGCAGUAGCUGAAGCUCGGGCCAGGAAGGUAGUAGUGGUGGCGGCGGCGGCGGCGGCGGCAGCGAUGGCGACUAAUCCGGGAGGAAACGGAUUGACAGAGCAGGCAGAGUUCAGCAGCCAUGAAGACUCAUCUGAGAAAGAGGAUGACAAAGAUGAAGACUGGCACUGAGAGACAAAAAAAAAAAACAGGAGAGAAGAGAAACCAAUGAGAAGAUGGAUUGAUGGGUAAAAAAAUAGGGUAGAGAUGGAGGUCGCAUAAGAGAGGGAGGGAUGAAAAAAGAUGUCCUGCCCAACGGAGCGCAGAAUAAAGACUCUGUUAAACUUCACACUCCUUCCCCGGCUGACGCUGGCUCUUGGUGACCGCUGUCCAUCAGCCAGCCAGUCACAUGCCACAUCUUCACACACUUUGUAUCUUUUUAAUAUUCAGAGGAAGUUUAUUUUUUGUAAAUGCACUUAUUCUGUAUGCUUCUGCUUUUGCCAAUAUUGCCUUUUUAUAUCCUUUAUUUAAUUGAAUAUAUGUCAAAAUAUUAUACAUUUUCAUUGCGUGGAUUUAUGAUAUUUCAUAAGAUAAUCAGGAUGCCUGUUUAGCACUAAAACAUCAAGAUCAAAGCAAUCUUUCACUUUACAUCAUAAUCCCUUUUUAAAUAAAGAUGGGGUAAGAGCUUGUAUUUAUCUUCUUUGGAAAAUACUGUGCUGAAUUUUGCAGAUUUUCAUCAGAUUUUUAGGUUGGUUGCACACUUAUUUUACAACUAAGGGAGCUUUUGAAAUAAUUAUGUACAAAAAACUAUAUGAGAUGGCCAUAUAUUUAUGAUACUGCAUUUUAGCAAUGAUUUUUGGUAAUAUAAAAACUAAUCAUGUCAGCUGCAAUAAGACUUUGAAUUGAAAAGUUUAUUAAAAUAUCUACUGUUCUGAAAA